AAAUGCUUGAGAGUUUUAAGAAAUCAGCCAUUAAUUUUCUAAUUUCCAAGGAUGACUAAGCUUAAUUUUAUGAAUACAAAUACUUUAUUGGGUAAUUCAAUCCAAAAAAUGAUCAAGAUAAGUGAA
This is a messenger RNA of Paramecium sonneborni, 126 nucleotides long. The record is from the annotation of a GenBank genome assembly. NCBI's taxonomy places the organism in Eukaryota, Ciliophora, Oligohymenophorea, Peniculida, Parameciidae.